Molecule: messenger RNA, 600 nt
Organism: Pseudomassariella vexata
Lineage: Eukaryota; Fungi; Ascomycota; Sordariomycetes; Amphisphaeriales; Pseudomassariaceae
Exons: 3
Coding region: 1-600 (199 amino acids)
Source: RefSeq, a predicted model, not a curated record
AUGACUCGCAUGAUUGUUUACAGCGUGGCGCUUGGUGUCUUUGUCGCUGCCACUGUCAUGACGAUAACAUCGAUACUGACGCCCAACUGGGUUACUUACACGGUGUCGGCCGAAAACACCAACGCGACUUUCAGCCACCACAUGGGCCUGCACCAGUCGUGCUCUUCGACCGCAGACCCCAACUGCCGCCGUUUCCCCGAUGACGAUGACUGCCGCGGUGACCAAUUCUUCUGCAGCAUGUGGCGGAGCAGCGGCUUCUUGAUGUCCUUUGCCACCAUCGUCGAGCUCGCCACCGCCGUCUCCUUCGUCGUCGUCAUGGCCGGCGGGAAGUACAAGCGCGAGGAGGGCUGGAAGCUAAUCGGGGGAUUGUUGUUGGCUGAUGCUGUCAUCGAGUUCUUUGGCAUGGGUCUGAUUGCCUACCUCUUCGACCACGACCAGAUGUUCACUGUGCCAGGAUGGAAGCUGGACUACUCGUGGAUUCUCUGCACCGUUAGUGCCAGCGUAUCGGUGCUCCUCGCCAUCGUUCUCGGGACAUCUGCGUAUUUGCUUCCGCCGGAAGACGACUAUGAAUACCUGGAAGACCCUAUCGACGACGUUUAG